AUGCAAUUCAAAAACGUCGCCCUAGCUGCCUCCGUUGCUGCUCUAUCCGCCACCGCUUCUGCCGAAGGUUACACUCCAGGUGAACCAUGGUCCACCUUAACCCCAACCGGCUCCAUCUCUUGCGGUUCUCCCGAAUACACUGCUACCUUCGGUAUCGCCGUUCAAGCAAUCACCUCCAAAGCUAAGAGAGACAUUAUUUCUCAAAUUGGUGACGGUCAAGUCCAAGCCACUCAAGUCUCUUCUGCUGCUGCUCAAGCCACCGAUGGUCAAGUUCAAGCUAGUACUACCGCUACUCCAAGCAGCUCCGAAAAGGCUUCUUCCUCUGCAUCUAAAACUGUCUCCACUGCCAACCCCUCCUCUGCUUCUUGCACUUCUCCAUCUUUGAAAGACAGCUCAUGUAAGAACUCUGGUACUUUAGAAUUGACCUUGAAAGACGGUGUUUUAACUGAUGCCAAGGGUAGAAUUGGUUCUAUUGUCGCUAACAGACAAUUCCAGUUUGACGGUCCACCACCACAAGCUGGUGCCAUCUACGCUGCUGGUUGGACCAUCACUGAAGAUGGUUACUUAGCCUUGGGUGACAGCGAUGUUUUCUACCAAUGUCUAUCUGGUAACUUCUACAACUUAUACGAUCAAAACGUCGCCGAACAAUGUAGCGCCAUUCAUUUGGAAGCUGUUUCUUUGGUUGACUGUUAA
Saccharomyces paradoxus is the source of this 693-nucleotide messenger RNA. It is a transcript of the gene CIS3, whose product is annotated as Cis3p. The record is from RefSeq and is a predicted model, not a curated record. Lineage: Eukaryota; Fungi; Ascomycota; Saccharomycetes; Saccharomycetales; Saccharomycetaceae. Gene Ontology annotation, molecular function: structural constituent of cell wall. Bases 1 to 693 code for a protein of 230 amino acids. Gene Ontology annotation, biological process: fungal-type cell wall organization. The transcript has a single exon. Gene Ontology annotation, cellular component: fungal-type cell wall.